This is a messenger RNA of Henningerozyma blattae CBS 6284, 3663 nucleotides long. RefSeq names its product mRNA-binding protein RRP12 (gene RRP12). The transcript has a single exon. The record is from RefSeq and is a predicted model, not a curated record. Lineage: Eukaryota; Fungi; Ascomycota; Saccharomycetes; Saccharomycetales; Saccharomycetaceae. Bases 1 to 3663 code for a protein of 1220 amino acids.
AUGGAUUCAGAACAAGUUGCUCCUUUGCAGGAGUUUGAAGAGAAACUUUCCAAGAUUAGGUCUCAGAUUAACUCCAAACUAGAAAAUCAAAAACACGCUGCCAUUAUUUUGGCUGCUAUUGAAGAAAAUAUUGCCGAUCAAACGUCUAAUCAAACCUCAAAAAGCAUUAUUAAUUAUACAGUUUCUCUACUUUCAUUGCUAGACCAAGCUAUGAAUCAAGAAACAGAUUCAAUCAAGGACUUACAAUUGGCUACUUCUACUGCAUAUUUGUUAGAUUUAGUAUUUGCACACACUCCUAAAAAACUUCUAAGAUCUAAAUUUGCAGAAAUUUUAGGAAAAAUCGCUCCUUUUAUUACAAACGAAUCUGCAUCUGCACCACUAAUUAGAUCAUCUAUUGGAUGUUUGGAAUCUUUAUUAAUAUCUGAGAAUGCUCAGGCUUGGAAUAAUACACACGGCUUGUCAAUUACACCAACCAGAGGUUUACAGGGUCUUUUGGAAUUAACACUUGAUCCUAGGCCAAAGGUGAGAAAGAGAGCUCAAGAAGCUGUAUCAACUAUUUUGAAGAACCCUCCGGCUGCACCAACUGCCGAGCACGUUGCCAGCGGCUUCAUUGCCGACUUUGUUAUUACACAAUUAUCAGCUGUUCUACAUGAAGCUAAGAAUAUUUCAAACAAGAAAUUAAGGGCCCAAAAUGGUGGUGAAGAAAUUAAUCGUAAAUUCAUUCAUAAUCUACAGUUAGCUAGUUCCAUCAUCAGUACCAAUCAAUGGCCUUCAAAUAAAAUUGAAGUAUUAUGUGAUCUAUUACUUGAAGUUACUAAAAGCUCUGACCAAUUUUUAAUAUCUUCAGCUUUCACAUGUUUUGAAACAUUAUUUACAUCUAUGGCUACUGCUACAUCACAAUCUGGGCUGGCAGAUGAUAAAUACGCUAGAAUGUUAGAUAUCAUCUUUUCUUUAAAGCCAUCCACUAAUGAUAGCCACUUAUCUGGCUCAUGGAUAGCAGUUGUUGUGAAAGGUAUGGCUGCCUACAGUACUGCUGAUUCAAUGAAAGCUUUAUUGAAGCUUCCAGAUGUCUUUAAUCUAAUGUCUAAUUAUUUAGCAAGUCAAACGCCAGAAAUCUCUUAUAGUGCCUCACAAUGCUUGAUUGCUCUCAUUAAUCAAGCAAUUCAGGAUGAGUUGUUACUGGUUGAACCGGCUCAAGAUAAGAAUGUAGUUAAGGCUGUCGAUACUACCUUAUCAAUAAUUUCUACUAUUAUAACUGAAUUCUUGACUGUUAAAUACACUCAUUGCGCCAAGGAAAUUUUACGAAUUUUAGCCGCCGCAUUCAUUAAAUUCAGCCUUAGAUCAGAUCCUCAUUUUAUUAAGCCACUGAAAAUUGUUGAUAGUUGGAGAGUAAAUGAAAAUGCAUUCAUAGAUUUGAAGAAUGAGUCAGAAGUUGUUAUUGGUUCAGCAAUUCAAGCAUUAGGCCCUGAAGUAGUUUUGACACAUUUACCUUUGAACUUAGAAAAUCCUACUGAUGGUCAACCAGGAAGGGCGUGGUUAUUACCUAUUAUUAGAGACUAUACCAGAAAUACAACCCUACAAACAUUUAUCUCCAAGCUAGCACCUCUAAUCCAGGUAUUUGAAUCCAAACUCGCCAAGUUGCCAAAAGAGUCUGUCCAAAGGAAAGUUUUUGAAACAGUUAUUGAUCAAAUAUGGUCCACCUUACCUCAUUUUUGUGAACUUCCUCUUGAUUUAAGAGCUUCUUUUAAUGAUGAUUUUGCUUCUGAAUUAUGUUCCCUAAUGUAUUCAAAGGUUGAAUUAAGAAAUACUCUAUGUCAUUCCUUAAAGGUAUUAGUCGAAAGUAAUCAAUUAUAUGCAAACGGGGCUUUAUCUAAUGAUAUUUUAUUGCAACAGCAUUUUCCAAUUUCUGAAUCCAAGCUAAAUUUAGAGUAUUUGGCCACAAAAUCAUCAAAUUUAUUGGCAGUUUUAUUUAAUGUCUAUACGCAAACUUCUCCAAAUGCCAGAGGCUAUAUCUUAGAAACAAUCGAAUCUUAUCUGAAAAUUACUUCUAGUGAAGAUCUAGAGAAAACUUUCAAUAAUGUGUGUGCUUUGUUAAAAAAUGCAUUAGAUGAAGAAGUUGAAUCACAAAAAGGGAAGCCACAACUUACACCUACUUUGUUAGAUUUGAUUGUAUGCAUGACCAAAUAUGUGCCAUCUACUUCAUACUCUGCUUUAUUCUCUAUUUUUGGUAGAACUGUAAACUCCAGGGUUGGACUGACUCAAAAAAGAGCUUAUAGAAUUAUCACUAAGCUUUCUGAACUAGAAAGUGGUUCUGAGGCUGUAGCAUCCUUUGUCUCCGAUAUUGAAAAGAUUAUAGUUGAUAACACUAAUACAGUCCAGACACCUGCCAAGGCGUCAAGACUUGCUUCGAUUAAAACGCUCGUGGAACUACUUCCAAAUGACCACCUAGACUUCAUCGUCAAAGUUGUUCCUGAAGUAAUCUUAUGUACCAAAGAUGUGAAUGAAAAAUCUAGAGAUGCCGCUUUUGAAACUUUAAUCGCUAUGGGUAACAAAAUGAACUCACCAAAUAGCAUUAUUAAGCUAUCUAACAUUGAUGGAUAUGAUUCUCAAGCACCAAACCAGCCAGCUUCUAUUGCUGAAUUUUUUAAGAUAAUGUCUGCCGGGUUAAUUGGUGAAUCUCAACAUAUGGUAAGCAGUACUAUUACUGCUUAUGCUUGUCUAGUUUUCGAAUUUAAAGAUCAACUAUCAGCUGAUCUGUUACUUGAAAUAUAUGAUACUGUUGAAUUAUAUUUGACUUCGAAUUCCAGAGAAAUUGCCAAAAGUGCUAUUGGCUUUACAAAAGUUUGUGUAUUAGGGUUACCACCAGAUAUCAUGAGAGAAAAGAUACCUAGUCUGUUGCCAAAAUUAUUGCGUUGGUCUAAUGAACAUACUGGUCAUUUUAAAUCUAAGAUUAAAAACAUUAUUGAAAGAUUAGUUAGAAAAUUUGGUUAUGAAUUUAUUGAAGCAAAUUUCCCUGCAGAAGAUUAUAAGUUAUUAGCUAAUAUUAGAAAAACUCGUAACAGAAACAAGCGUAAAGAAACUGAAGAAGAGGCAAAUAAUGAUGCUCGUAUUCCUGUCUUAAGUAAUAAUAAGGCAUCGAAAUUCUUCUCUGCAUUUGAUGAAGCUGUUUAUGACUCAUCUGGCGAUGAACAAGACCUAGACGAUGAAAAACCCAAUAAGAGAAGCAAGAAGCCAGCUAACCAAUAUAUAAUGGAAUCCGGUGAAAAUCCACUUGAUUUACUAGACUCUGAAACCUUAGCUCAUAUUUCAUCUACAAGACCUAAGAAAUUUAACAAAAAUAACAAUAAAAAACUACUGAAGAAUGACGCUUUUAGCUUUGAUGAUGAAGGUAAAUUAAUAAUUAAAGGCGUUGAAAAGCCAAAAUCAGCUGAUGAAGAUCCCUUGAAAUCUGUUACAAAUGGUAUUAAUGCCUAUUUAGAAGUUGUUGAGCACGGUCCUAUUAGGGGACAAAGAAACAAAUUGAAGUUUAGAAAAGGUUCAGAUGAGGGUGAUAGUGAUGAUGAAAUAUCCUCAAAACUUUUAUCCAAGAAGGUUGACACUAAAAACAAAAUUGGAAAGAACUUUAAAAAGGGUAAUAAAUUUAGACCUAGAAGGAAAUUAUAG